AUGGGCCGCAGGCGCCUUGACACCGUACAUGUGGAGGAGCUGAUAUGUGCGAUGGCCAGUGUGGUGCUGCCCAAAGGUCUGAGCUCACCUCGCCUCUUCAGGGAGUCUAUCCACCCUGGGCCCAACAUGGGAGGAUGCUUCUCUAAACCUAAAUCAGUUGAAGUGAAAGUGGAGCUCUCCCUCUUGGACAAAGAGAAGGAGGUGGAUGGACUGUCGCCCAACGGGAAAGCCAGUCCGUUUGCUGAGUGCAGAGCAAACGGAGCUUUGGGACAUGGUUCCGAUGAUGAAGCCACCCCUCUGCCACUGUAUCACAGAUCAAAGGACUAUGUGGAGGCAUCCGUCUGUCAUGUCAAAGACAUGGAAAAUGGACAGAUGCGAGAGGUGGAUUUAGGAAGUGGGAGAGCUUUGUUAAUCAAAGAACAUGGGGAAUUUUCAGCUAUGGCACACAAAUGUCCUCAUUAUGGAGCACCAUUGGUAAAAGGUGUGCUGUCUAAAGGACAUGUUCGGUGUCCGUGGCAUGGUGCAUGUUUUAACAUUGCUACCGGGGACAUUGAAGACUUUCCUGGGCUGGAUAGCUUGCACGUUUUUCAGGUCAGAGUUGAAAAGGACAAGGUGAUUAUUUGUGCAAACAAGCAGGCUCUUGAGUCACAGAAAAGAACUAAACAUAUGGCUCGAUGUUCAGCAGUCAUCAACUCCAGCACAGGCUUCAGUCAUGUUCUCAUUAUAGGCUCAGGACCAGCAGGUCUGGUGUGCGCAGAGACACUGCGGCAGGAGGGCUUCACCGAUCGCAUUGUAAUGUGCACCAUGGAGAGACACCCUCCGUACGACAGGCCAAAACUGAGUAAGUCCCUAGAGUGCACAGCAGAGCAGCUCAGACUGCGCUCUGCAGACUUCUUACAAAACCACGACAUUGAACUGUUCACCGAAAAAGAGGUUGUAGCACUCGAUGUUAAAACACGAACAGUGACAUUUGGAGAUGGUGUCAUGAUGGAGUACAGGAAACUUUUUAUUGCCACUGGAAACAAACCCAGACCAAUGAACUACAAAGGCAAGGACAUCAAGAAUGUUUUUCACCUCAGGACGCCAGAAGAUGCAAGUAGCAUAGUGAAGCUGGCAAACAACAAAAAUGCUGUCAUUGUUGGAACGUCCUUUAUUGGAAUGGAGGUGGCUGCUGCCCUUACUGACAAGGCCCACUCUGUAUCAGUCAUUGGGAGUGAGACUGUUCCCUUCAAAAAAGCUCUGGGAGAGAAAGUUGGAAAAGUCAUAAUGAAGCUAUUUGAGGCAAACAGGGUGAAGUUCUACAUGCUUAAUGAGGUGUCAGAGAUGAUUGGCCAUCAUGGACAGUUAAAAGAGGUAGUCCUGAAGAGCGGUAAGGUACUGCGGGCAGACGUGUGUGUCAUUGGAACAGGAUGUGUUCCUGCUACUUCCUUCCUGAAACAGUGUGGGGUCCACUUGGACUCCAAAGGCUUCAUCCCUGUCAAUAAGAUGAUGCAAACAAAUGUUGACAAUGUUUUUGCUGGAGGAGAUGUGGUAAUGUUCCCUUUUCCCCCGCGGAACAAUAAGAAGGUCAACAUCCCACACUGGCAAAUGGCCCAUGUACAUGGAAGAGUAGCAGCUCUCAGUAUGAUGGGAAAACCCACAGAGAUCAAAACAGUGCCUUAUUUUUGGUCUGCUAUGUAUGGAAAGACUAUUCGCUAUGCAGGUUUUGGUGAUGGCUUUGAUGAUGUCAUUAUACAAGGAGACCUUGAUGAGCUCAGAUUUGUGGCAUUUUAUACAAGGAGUGAGGAAGUGGUUGCUGUUGCCAGUAUGAACUAUGAUCCCAUUGUAUCCCGAGUGGCAGAGGUCUUAGGAUCUGGAAAGACGAUUAAGAAACGUGAUGUGGAGAUGCUAGCACGACUUGGCAAGACUGGAGAUAUUUCUUGGUUGAUUGAUAAAGGGUCUCAGUGA
Knipowitschia caucasica is the source of this 1947-nucleotide messenger RNA. The record is from the annotation of a GenBank genome assembly. Lineage: Eukaryota; Metazoa; Chordata; Actinopteri; Gobiiformes; Gobiidae.